CCAAACAUGCUCGGAAAAAAACUCGGUUCAAUGGGAAAACGAAGCAAGAAGGCAAAGGCAGCAGCCAAUGCCACCCUCGAGGACUCGCAUUACGAAUGCCUGCUCGGGGCAUGUGAGUGCGGGUCGCACUCACCUACCACAACCACGCCCACGGGGACGUUCGUGGUGUACGUGGGGGGCGAACGAGAGAGGUUCGUGUUGCCAACGAGCCACCUGUCGCACCCGCUGAUGCGGAUCCUGCUGGAGAAGGCCCACAGCGAGUUCGGGUUCAACCAGAGGAACGGGCUGGUGGUGCCGUGCAGCGUCAAUGCGUUUCGAGAAGUGAUCAAUGCGGUCGAGUGCUGCAACGGAAGGUUCGAUUUUGGGGACCUCGUGCAUGAGUUUCUUUAGUGCUUUUGUUAGGUUGUGUUAGAUCAAUUAUUACUGGAACCAUUUCGAUGUCGUUCAAUGAUGUCUUGUUUUCAGCCAUUUUGUAAUCUAGUUUAGUAAUUUGUCGGAAUUAGGU
Molecule: messenger RNA, 505 nt
Organism: Salvia splendens (bonfire salvia)
Lineage: Eukaryota; Viridiplantae; Streptophyta; Magnoliopsida; Lamiales; Lamiaceae
Product: indole-3-acetic acid-induced protein ARG7
Exons: 1
Coding region: 7-390 (127 amino acids)
Biological process (GO): response to auxin
Source: RefSeq, a predicted model, not a curated record